AUUCCAUGAUGUGAGUGGGAGUGAGAGAUAGCCAACAAUAGUACGCAUAAACAGAGGUAGUGCAUAGACCUAGCUAGCUAAGAGGGUGGUGAGUUUCACAUUCACAUAGAUACAUACAUCUUAUUUUUUCAUUGGGAAGGAAAACUCUGAGUUAAGUUGCAGAGACACACGUUAACCCUGUGUGAAGCCUCUGUGUCUCCACCUGCAUUAUUCAACACACAGUAACAGCACUGGUAGUAGUAGUAGUAGUGUUUGUUUGAGAGAGAGAGAGAGAGAGACAACAAGCAACACUGUUGAUGCACAGAAGGAAGAAGAUAGACUACACAAUCCCAAGGGAGGACUGAUCUGAAUCUGAAUCUGAUUCCCACCAUUUACUUUUUACAGGCUAUAGAGCCAAGAGCCCAAAAAUCCCUAUUGUUCUGACUGACUAUCCAUUUAGGUUCUUUGGAGUUUUCUACAAAUAAAGAACUCAGCCUCAUUUCCGGGAGUACUCUCUGGACAAUUAUAUGCAGUGCUCUUUUUGAGAAAAACAGUGUUAGGUGGGGACUAGCUACUAGGAACAACUGAUCCAAGCCAAAGGGGGUUUGGAGGGAACAGUUGCAGUGAGCUUUCUGAGAUGGACAUGACGAACAUGGAAACUAAUAGGAAGUUUCUUUCUCUGCCUCUCAGUAACAACAACAACUCUGGUGAUAAUAGAAGGGUACCUGUCACUAGCAAUAGCAUCGCUCAGGAACAUCACUACAGCCACCACCACAACCCCACCGACACUUGCAGUGUGAGGGAUAAAAUCAUGGCACAUCCUCUUUUUCCUCGUCUCUUAUCCUCUUACCUCAAUUGCCUCAAGGUUGGAGCACCUCCUGAAGUGGUGGCUAGCUUAGAGGAGUCAUAUGCAAAAUAUGAGUCCUUCAAUGCAUCAUCAGGAAGGAUAGGAGGUGGUUCAAUAGGUGAAGAUCCAGCUCUGGACCAGUUCAUGGAGGCUUACUGUGAGAUGCUCAUUAAGUAUGAGCAAGAGCUUACAAAACCCUUCAAAGAAGCCAUGCUUUUCUUCUCAAGAAUUGAGUGCCAGCUCAAAGCCCUAGCAGUUUCAUCAGAUUUUGGUCAAAGUGAAACAUCUUCAAAGAAUGAGGUUGAUGUUCAUGAAAACAACCUAGAUUCUCAAGCUGAAGACCGGGAACUCAAAGUCCAGCUUUUGCGCAAGUAUAGUGGAUAUCUAGGGAGCCUCAAGAAGGAAUUUUUGAAGAAGAAAAAGAAUGGAAAGUUGCCAAAGGAAGCUCGGCAACAGCUACUUGAUUGGUGGAACAGGCAUUAUAAAUGGCCAUACCCUUCGGAAUCUCAAAAGCAGGCACUUGCAGAAUCCACAGGCCUAGAUAUGAAACAGAUCAACAACUGGUUCAUCAAUCAGAGAAAACGCCAUUGGAAGCCUUCUGAGGAUAUGCAAUUUGCCGUGAUGGAUGCAACUAACUACUACAUGGAAAAUGUUAUGUGCAAGCCAUUUCCCAUGGAUAGCAUGCCUAUGCUUCUUUAACUCAAUCCUCUACCACUAGAAUAUCCAAAAGCUGAGCCGAAAACCCUAUCUUUUUUUAAGUUGCCUAGGUACCCAAGUUGCUAUAAUGUCAUUGAUGCAUGUUUUACUUUAAAAUUGUAGAAAGCAGGAUGAAAAUUCUACCUUAUUAUCCCUGAACUGCAAUCUGUAACUCUAAGUGAGCGGGAAUCUAACUAGCUAUAUACUCUAUUAUCUACACUGUUUGUGCAGAUCACUAGAGAUGUCGUGUAUGUGUAGUUUCCUAAUUUAAUGAAUAUAAUUUGUUUUAAUACA
Messenger RNA from Glycine soja, 1816 nucleotides. RefSeq names its product homeobox protein knotted-1-like LET6. Gene Ontology annotation, cellular component: nucleus. The coding region runs from base 617 to 1525 and encodes 302 amino acids. Gene Ontology annotation, biological process: regulation of DNA-templated transcription. The record is from RefSeq and is a predicted model, not a curated record. Gene Ontology annotation, molecular function: DNA-binding transcription factor activity, RNA polymerase II-specific; DNA binding. NCBI's taxonomy places the organism in Eukaryota, Viridiplantae, Streptophyta, Magnoliopsida, Fabales, Fabaceae. The transcript is spliced from 5 exons.